Messenger RNA from Dermochelys coriacea (leatherback sea turtle), 10718 nucleotides. RefSeq names its product G protein-coupled receptor kinase 3 (gene GRK3). The transcript has 20 exons. Gene Ontology annotation, molecular function: G protein-coupled receptor kinase activity; G protein-coupled receptor binding; ATP binding. Bases 954 to 2717 code for a protein of 587 amino acids. The record is from RefSeq and is a predicted model, not a curated record. Gene Ontology annotation, biological process: regulation of signal transduction; G protein-coupled receptor signaling pathway; protein phosphorylation. NCBI's taxonomy places the organism in Eukaryota, Metazoa, Chordata, Testudines, Dermochelyidae.
AUAAAAAAGGGGACUGCGGCCAGAGACCCAUUUUAAGCAUGGGAUGAAUUGUGAAAUUCCACCCUGAGAAAAAGAUAGUUACUUGUAGGGGUGCGCUUGAGAGGGACUGCAAAGGGGUCUAAAUUGCUGCUUGCCCAGUAACCAUGACAACUUCAAAAAGAAAAACGUGUUCUGAAAUGGAGGCAAAACAUACCGUUUUAUGUCCUUCAAUUUAAAAUCUCCUGAACUACUUGCUUUCUCUUAAGUCUACAUGUGCUUUUCCACUUGUUAAAGUGGUGAUAACGGAUCCUUGGGUUUUUUUUUCCACCUGUAUGAAAUCUUUUUCCAGAGUCUGGUCCACGUGUUCUCUCCAAGUGGAGACCCACCAACACCUGCCUGUCCAAUGUUUGUGUCAGUGACAGAUGUGUGACUGGGAACUACAUCAUCUGUGCAGCCUUUACUUUGUGGGUCUGGAUGCCAUAGUGCUCUGUUCCUUCUUAAAGAGGCUUUAAAAUGGGCCAGGUUGAGUCUCAGCCCUGGAAUGCUUUGAUUUCCUUGAUUCACAAGAUGAUGGGUGGAUUUAGUGCAAAUCAUCAUACUCAGUGUUCCAUUUGGAUCCUGGUUCUUCACAGGGUGAAGUGGAGGAGGUUCAGUAGAUCAAAACACAAGCCGUCCCUUGGGGAAAUUAAACUAUCUCUUUCUUUUCCAUGUCCUAGUAGGAGUCUUGCCAGUAAUACUCCCAUUGAAGGAUUUGCAUUGAUUAAACUCUUCUUCAAAGCAGAAUGGAUCUGAGGUCUUUCGGGGUUGGCCUCGCUGUCAUGAGAUGAAGUUACUAACAGAACCUAUAUCUUGUGCCUCCUCUCUGGCUUUCUUACUGCUUGGUAGAGCUAAACCUAUUUAUAAAAGACUAUGAAAAACUGGAUUCUGAGGAGGAACGUCUUAGCAGAAGUCGGCAGAUUUAUGACACAUACAUAAUGAAAGAGCUGCUGUCUUGCUCACAUCCAUUCUCAAAGAAAGCUGUAGCUCAUGUACAAACUCACCUUGCCAAGAAACAAGUGCCACCAAGUCUUUUUCAGCCAUACAUAGAAGAAAUUUGUGAUAGUCUCCGAGGAAAAAUAUUUCAAAAAUUUAUGGAAAGUGACAAGUUUACUAGAUUUUGUCAAUGGAAAAAUGUAGAACUAAAUAUUCAUUUGACCAUGAAUGACUUUAGUGUACAUAGAAUAAUUGGGCGAGGGGGAUUCGGUGAAGUAUAUGGUUGCAGAAAAGCGGACACUGGAAAAAUGUAUGCAAUGAAAUGUUUAGAUAAGAAGAGAAUCAAGAUGAAGCAAGGAGAAACAUUAGCCUUAAAUGAAAGAAUUAUGCUGUCGCUAGUCAGUACUGGAGACUGCCCUUUUAUAGUGUGUAUGACCUAUGCCUUCCACACCCCUGACAAACUCUGCUUCAUCCUGGACCUGAUGAAUGGAGGAGAUUUGCACUACCACCUCUCACAGCACGGGGUGUUUUCUGAGAAGGAGAUGAGGUUUUAUGCUACUGAAAUCAUCCUGGGCUUAGAACACAUGCACAAUCGAUUUGUUGUAUACAGAGACUUGAAGCCUGCAAACAUCCUGCUCGAUGAGCAUGGACAUGUAAGGAUAUCAGAUCUUGGUCUUGCUUGUGAUUUUUCCAAAAAGAAACCACAUGCUAGUGUUGGUACCCAUGGAUACAUGGCUCCUGAAGUGCUCCAGAAAGGAACAGCGUACGAUAGCAGCGCAGACUGGUUCUCUUUAGGCUGUAUGCUUUUCAAACUUCUGAGAGGUCACAGUCCUUUCAGACAGCACAAAACUAAAGAUAAGCAUGAGAUCGACCGGAUGACGCUCACAGUGAAUGUGGAGUUACCAGAUUCAUUUUCUCCUGAACUAAAGUCCCUUUUGGAAGGGCUUCUGCAACGCGACGUUAGCAAGAGGCUUGGCUGUCAGGGUAGCAGCGCGCAAGAAAUAAAAGAGCAUCAUUUUUUCAAAGGGAUUGACUGGCAGCAAGUCUACUUACAAAAGUAUUCUCCUCCACUGAUUCCUCCCCGGGGAGAAGUAAAUGCAGCAGAUGCUUUUGAUAUUGGCUCCUUUGAUGAAGAGGACACUAAAGGCAUUAAGUUGGUUGAUAGUGACCAAGAAUUGUAUAAGAACUUCCCUCUGGUAAUAUCAGAGCGUUGGCAGCAAGAAGUAGCAGAAACUGUUUAUGAUGCAGUAAAUGCAGACAUGGAUAAAAUUGAGGCCAGGAAGAGGACUAAAAAUAAGCAACUUGGCCAUGAGGAAGAUUAUGCACUAGGGAAGGACUGCAUUAUGCAUGGGUACAUGUUGAAAUUGGGGAACCCAUUUUUGACUCAGUGGCAACGUCGUUACUUUUACCUCUUUCCAAACCGACUUGAAUGGCGAGGAGAAGGAGAAUCACGGGACCCCUGGAGUAUUUAUACAAAAAAACAUAAAAUGCAAAAUCUACUGACAAUGGAACAGAUAAUCUCAGUGGAAGAAACUCAGAUUAAAGAUAAGAAAUGCAUCCUGCUGAGAAUUAAAGGAGGAAAACAAUUUGUCCUGCAGUGUGAGAGUGACCCAGAGUUUGUUCAGUGGAAAAAAGAGCUGACAGAAACCUUUACUGAGGCACAGAGGCUGCUGCGUCGCGCCCCAAAGUUUCUAAAUAAAUCUCGCUCAACAGUUGUAGAGCUUUCAAAGCCACCACUCAGCCACAGGAAUAGCAAUGGGCUGUAGAAGAGAUGAGAGAAUGAAGGGGAAAGCUACUCCGUCACCAUGUAUGAGGGCCACAGCAUCAUUAGUUACUUGUACAAUCCCUGAACCAGGAAUUACUUAGAAGAAGAAGCCUUGGAUGUUUACAGCAUGGGAUGAUGACAGGACUCUACAUCUGGAGAUUGUGAAGACUAAAGCAAUGACAAGGUGAAUUCUCACUAAUGGCAGUAAUGAAAGUUGCCAAAUGUAGAGGCUGCCUAUCGUUCCCAAGCAUCAUCACACCCUGGUGGUGUUCGAAUGGUCUGUUAUCCUAGAACUACUGAAGGAAGGAAGAUAAUCUUUUCUUUGCAAUACCCUUGUUUUGGUAUGUACCAAACCUGGAAACUGAAAUGGUUACUAUUCUUAAUCAUUUACAUGUUGAUGUCUGUUAUUGACAUAUCCCAGACUUUGGCAGGAACUGCAAGUUUGUCAUGUGGGAUAACAGGUAAUCCUAUGUGUUGCCUUGUUCUUUCCAGCCAUCACUAUUGACUUUAAUAUAUCCUUGCUCCAUACUGCUGGUGAUCAACAAUGUGACUCUUAUGCACUUCAAAGUACUGAUUUCUAACUGUCUUGUGGUUUGAAUGUUGUUGAUACUUCAUGGAAACAUUGAACUCAGAUUAUUCCCUUGGUUUGUUGUACUCACUAAUAGUAGCUACCACCGUUAUGCUUCUUCUACUAUAUACAAAACUAUAACUGACACAAUAGAGUAAUAAUUGGUGAAGAGGAAUAUAUGGUAGCUUCAUCUAGUGGUCUGUUGUAUAAAUUGACUGUUUGAGCACAGUUUUUAAACAGCAGAUUCCAUUUGACAAGUUUACAGUGAAUACAAAGACAGUUCUUUUCCAUGUCAGCUCAACUGCACUUUUUAAAAAUUAAAAAAUUCUGUAAAUCCAGUGCAUACUAAUGCACAUACUGGAUUAAAAUGUAUGGAUAACUUGGUAUGUAUUCUUCUGGAUUGCUCUUAAGUUGUUGGACUCAUAGACUCUUCUCUCUCUCUCUUGCUCUCUUUUAAAGUAAUGUGUUCUCAUAGCAUAGUUCUCCCAGACCUUCAUCUUAGCCAAGCACUUAAUAUUCACAUGCACAUCAGAUGGCAGGACUUUCAAAAAGAAGUCUGAAUUUUCUUUUAUAGAGAAUUCAAACAUUCACACUGAAAACAGUCUGAGAAUAUUGAGGAUGAAAAUGACAAAAAUAAGACUAUUAUAUGCCAAAUUUAUGUAAAUUCUCCUUAUGUCAUCAUUGGUUUGUCACAUGUAAGGUGAUACUUCAGAGAAGUAAAAAUAUUGUACAUAAUCUUUGGACAACUUUGAACAUUUCAGGACAAUUUCUAUCCUGUUAUACAUACUGAGAGUCUCAUUGAAUAUAAUGGGUUUUCAAGAGGUGCAAGUCAGAGGAGAAUUUGAGCCUUCAUCUAAUUCUGUAUUACAUUGUUUAUUGCGGAUCACGUUCUGCUGAGUUACAUGGGUACAACUCUCAUAGAAGUCGGCAAAGUCAAUGUGACUUGCACCUGUUUAAUUGGGAGCAGAAUUUGCACCAGCAAUCUGUUUUGCCCAUCUCUUCUGACCAGUUCAUUUCUAGCUUGUCUGGAUAACAGUCAACCACAGAGCUUCAGAACUGUUUCAUCAACAGCAAAGUAUAAAGUGCUAAAAAACCUCAAAAAUUAUUUUUUUUUUAAAAUCCUCUAUUUAUCCUCCACAUUCUUGUGAAAUUGGAUGUGUGAGCUACUAAACCUGGGGGUGGCUUAAUAAAUCUGAUAGCAAUGCCAGCCAUUUUUCUUAUACUUUUAUAUAGUGUGAAGAAGAGAUUGAAUUUUAAAAAAAAUUUUAUGCUUGGUGAGUGGUAAUUUUAAAAGGAUAUUUAUACAUUUGUUUUCUUGGAUUACUUUUUAAAAUGAGCAUGGAGUUCAUUUUCAUCUACUGAAAAGUGAUGUUAGAAGUUCAGGUAUAUCUCUGUAAGCAGUAACUGUGGUAUUUCCCUAAACUCAUGCCACUGUGGAGUGGCAGAUUUUUAGUGUAAUCUACUGUACACUGUAUAUUUUUGAAUUGUUUUCCUAGAAUACCACACACACAUACACACACACCUAUUCUGGUUUGUGUUUUGAAUAAAAAGAAAGCUCAAUCUAUGAUAAAACCACUCUAAAAAUAACCUCAUAUCAUCUCUUCCUCCAUUCAUGUUUUAUUAGUUCAAGGUCAAUUUGAUCAGUUCCAUUUGUUCUCUUUUAAUUAUUUCCCAUAGCUGAAAUUUUCUGUCAUAAUAUCCUUUAGGAACAUUUGUGGAUCUAUGGUUAUGAUUCUGAUAUUUUCAUAAUAUUAAAUUCUAAAAUGCUGUUUUCUGUAGAUAAAAGGAAGAUAUAGCUUCAGUUAAAAAUUUGUGCCUCUAAAACAUUCAUUUCUUUGAAUCAAAGCUGUGUAAUAACUUGUGGAAGAUACGUUUAUUUUAAAAAUUAAAUUACAAAAUAGAGUUGGUUUGACACUUGAAUAUACUGUAGUUUUGUACAUUAUCACCUCAUUUUUGUAAGAUAAUUGAAAUUAUCUGGAUUUUGAUUUUUAAAAUGGCAGUAAAAUCAUCUGUCAUUUAAUAUUCACUGCAUUCCCUUUGAUAAUUGCUUAUAGGAGUCAAAUAUUAAUAUAAAUAUAUUAUUUAUUUUCCUCCAGUUUUAUUUUUGCCCAGAAUAUUUAAAUGAAUUGUUGAAGCUUUGUAGAAGUUUAGUGUUUUGCACCAUUCCACUGUCUUAGUCAGUAAUUUCACAUUUCUGAAAGAACAGUUAUCUUAACAAAACCCCCAUACUUGUAUUCAUGGUAAAGUAUUUUAUCACUAAUAAAUGAAGGUUUCGCUUGGAAAACUUAAGAGUCAGAUUUUAUACUGUAAAAAGAGAUUUAAAAUUUAAGAAUUCUGAAGCCAGAGAUUUGUUGUCGUUCUUAACCAAUUGUUGCUAUUUUAGAUAUCAAAUUCUAUAAUGUCUUUAUGGGAGACACACAAUUGUUUUUUCAUGAGGAUCUUUAAAGAAUAUAAAUAUGUUGUAAAACUUGUUAAAAAUUGAAAAUGUGAGAUCAGACUUGGUAUUGUCUUUUAGACAUCUGAACCCCCUUUGUAUGCUCAGUAUGCUUAUAAAAUGUUCAGGGAACUAAAAAUUUUUAAAAAUAGCUGGUUGCAUCAACAAAGCUAAAUUCAACAUUAAAUGCAGCUUUUCAAUAUGUUGCUAUCUGCAAGGCUGUAAAUGUUUAUUCGGCUCUAGUGCGGUCUUUUAUUUUAUGUAUUUGUAGGUAACCUUUUCCUUUUCAUUUUAGAGCACUGAAAUAUAUUCCGGACAAUGUCAGAUUCGCCCUCAUACACCUUGGGUGUUGCUGGGGAUAUUUCUCAAUAAUUCUGUAUAUUAGUUCUUCUGACAUAUAAGCUGAUGUAUCUCUGAAGUCCCUAAUCCUACAGAGACUUGUUUAUGUGCAUCAAUGUAAUCAAGCCCCUGAGUAGCGUGAUUGAGACUGUUCAUAUGAUUAAAGUUAAGCAUGUGUUUAAGUUUUUAAAGGCUUGGGGCCUAACAGGCUUCAGAAUUGUCCUUGAAAGACAUGGGGCUCACCCUACAGUUCUCUGGGUGAAGAAAGACCAUGGCAGUUUGAGUGUGCAAGGAAUAAGUUAGGCCUUCCGAUUUACUGUUGUGAAUUAGGGCCCCGAUUUGGGACAGCACUUUAGCAGGUGUGUAAGUCACAUUGACGUUUUUGCUUUAACCGCUCUCCUGAAUUGGGAUGCUUUCCUGAAUUAGCACCUAAGUCUGGGAUAAGCAAAACAUCGUUCAUUUAUACUGAAAAACAGAAGUAUAACUGUGGAACUCUUCAGAAAUGGGUAUUUUCCAUUAGUUGGGACGUGCUGUGCAGCAUUUCAGUGAACACCCUGUAAAAUGGCCCAAGGCCUCAUGGUGUUUAAGCUAAAAAUUAGGUGCAAUUUAUUGUUCAAAUCUAUUAAGUGCUUGAGUACAAGCUUGCAAAACUGUGGAGGAACAUUUAUAAUACUGUUAAUUUCUUUACCCAGGUAUAGGUUAUCCUUGUAGUUUAAGUAUCAUUGUUUAAAUACUUCUUCGAAAAGUUAUGCUUUAGCUUCAUUUCAUUAUCAUGCUCGUCCAGCUAGAUUUAAGGCUAAAAUCUAAUAUUUUUAAUAAUACUUUUCAGAGAUGAGCUUAUUUAUCAUCAUAAAUACAUGAGUGUACUGAGUGUUCAUUUGGGGCUUACUCCAACGCCUAUUGAAGUCAGUGGGCAUUAGAUCUAACUGUCAGUUCUCAGAAUGGUGUGAAGUAAAUAGUGGUGUCCCCCAAGAGUCUGUACUGGGACCAGUGCUGUUCAACAUAUUCCUAAAUGAUCUGAGAGAGAGGAUAAACCAUCAGGUGGCAAAGUUUGCACACAAUAAAAAAUUCCUCAAGAUAGGUAAGUCCAAAACAGACUGCACAUAGUUACCAAGGGGUCUCACAAAAGUGGUGACUGGGCAACAAAAUGGCAGAUGAAAUUCAAUAUUGAUUAAAUACAAAGUAAUGCACAUUGGAAAACACCAUCCCAACUAUACAUAUAAAAUGAUGGGUCUAAAUUGGUUGUUACCAAACAAGAAAGAGAUCUUGCAUCUUGGAGUCAUUGUCAAUAAUUCUCUAAAAACAUCCACUCAAUGUGCAGCGGCAGUCCAAAAAGCAAACAGAAUGUUGGGAAUCGUUAGGAAAGGGAUAGAUAACACAACAGAAAAUAUCAUAUUGCCUCUAGAUAAAUCCAUGUUAUGCCCACAUCUUGAAUACUGUGUGCAGAUCUGAUCGCCCCAUCUCGAAAAGGUAUAGAAAAGGCAAACAAAAAUGAGUAAGGGUAUGGAGCAGCUUCCAUAUGUGAAGAGAUUAAUAAGACUGGAAUUUUUCAGCUUGGAAAAGAGAUGACUAAGAAGGGACAUGAUUGAGGUCUAUAAAAUCAUGACUGGUGUGGAGAAAGUGGAUAAGGAAGUGUUAUUUACUGUUUCUCAUAACACAAGAACUAGGGGUCACCAUAUGAAAUUAAUAGGCAGCAGGUUUAAAACAAACAAAAGGAAGUAUUGCUUCACACAACACACAGUAAACCUGUGGAACUCCUUGCCAGAGGAUGUUGUGAAAGCCAAGACGAUAACAGGAUUAAAAAAAGAAUUAGAUAAGUUCCUGGAGGAUGGGUCCAUCAAUGGCUAUUAGCCAGGAUGGGCAGGGAUGGUGUCCCUAGCCUCUGUUUGCCAGAAGCUGGGAAUGGGCUACAGGAAAUGGAUCACUUGAUGGUUACCUGUUCUGUUCAUUCUCUCCAGAGCACCUUGCACUCGGCACUGUUGGCAGACAGGAUACUGGGCUAGAUGGACCUUUGGUCUGACCCAGAAUGGCCGUUCUUAUGUUAGGUUUUAAAAACAAUGACACUGAGAUGCUGUGUGAUUUUAGCACAUGCAUGGACCAUACUGUUCCUGUAUGUAGGCCCAGCCUCCACAAUUCGGCAUGUGGAGUGUUACUUAGCUCAGUUACAUUCAAGCUUCAUGUAAUUUCAGUGACUCCCUCAGAUAUGUGACAGAGCUCCCUCCCCCGCACUCCACUUUUCCUGAAGAAAAAAUAAAAUAAUACAGCAGUAAUAUUGCCACUGUUCUUAUCAAUAUACAUGUAUUCAUAGUCUUUUACAUAGAUUACAGGACAUAUAGUGCAUUUGGUGCUAAAGACAAAGAAAUCAGUUCAAGAAAUCAGUUUAGGCCCUGAUCCUACAAACUUUUAAGCACAUAAACACUCCUACUGAAGUUAAUUGGACUUGAUUCAGCAGCACCAUUAAGGUCAAUGGGAGUUUUACCAUUGACUUAAAGGAACAUAGGAUGAAGCCCUAUGUGCAAAAAGUUACUCAUAUACUUACUUUUUUAGGAUUGAGGCCUUAAAUAUUAGUAAACUGUUCAUGAAAGAUGAAAUACCUGGAGCUCUGUGUUUGUUGUGAUUUUCUUUAUUUGUUGUACAGACAGCUAAAAACUACAUUCCUAUUUAAUAUCAUUUACUUUUACAUGGUGUAGAUGUGCACAAAUCACUUUCUUUACUUUUCCCACUCAGCAAAUAUUGGUGAUGCAGUUACCUUAAUUCUGAAAUAUUCCCAUUCUAAAUACUUAUGGGGACAGGUUAUUUUGAACUGUGCUGCAGAGAGCAAAGAAUUCUAAUUGUGUUAUUUUAAGAAAUGAGUCAAUAAUUCUACAAGUUAAAAAACCCUGAAAAUAUUAUUUUAAAAAAUUAUAGUAUUUCUUAAUUUGUAAUAUUGUACAAAAUGGAAAAUAUCUAAAAUAUAUAGAGAAAAUAUAUAUACAAAUGUUUGCACAAAUUGCAAAUGAUUUAAUUUUGUGUUUCCUGUUGAUUAUUUUUCUAUGAUGUACAUAUUAUGUGGAUUGUCAUUUAUUGCAUAUUGGCUGUUUUAAUACUAUUGUUAAAUUGUAAUUUUAUUUUAUUUUAAACUAAUCAUCACAGACUCAGCUUUAUUUUGUUAAUGUAAAGGUUGCUACUCUGUGUAGGUAUAAAACCAAGAAUUCUAUUUUAACAAAAAAAACAUUUUAUAUUAUUUAUUGAAUCCAUAUAUUUCUUCAACUUGUGACAUUUCAUAAAAUUCCUGCUCCUUAUCUGUAUAGCUUGUUGUUUAACGAGAUGGUAGUUCCUUUCAGAUAGAAUUGAACAGCUUUAUUCUGUUUUUCAUAAAUAAAGUCAAAUUAAUUUCAGUAACAAUCUGUCCAGUUUACCAUUUUAUUGUAAAAAUAAAAACACACCCUUUUUUGCAGUUACCUAGAUCAUCUUUUUAAUGCAAUGGCCGAGUGAAUGAAGCAUCAUAUAAACAUUCUUGCAAAUAAAACCCAUCAGCUCAAUUUGCUGGUAUUCACAGCUUUUAUUCCUUUUAUUCCUGAACAUUCCAGUGAGCAAGGCUUUAUUCUCAAGAAUGUUCAUGGAAAGCAAACUGUUACAAAUUCUAGUGCAAAUAAUCACAAAAGGAUUUUUACAGUGGCAGUGCUGUCUCAGCCAUUUUAGAAAGCUCAUUACUAGUCAUGGAAAACAUAUGAAGAGUUAUCAAUGUUCACAGUUUUUUUGUGAACAGAAAAAGGGACUUCCCCUGUUCAUAAGCCUUACAACAUCCAAUCAGGAAAUAGAAAUAGUAUCAUGGAACAUAGGUGACCAAUCACACUGUGUGACUAGCAAAUACUCAUAGGUUGAAAUGGUACUGCUUAACUCCUACUGAAACCUUCAAAAUGGCAUUUAAAUUGUAUUUAAGUGGCACAUGGGUCUUGGUGGCCCCUCCUGCACCGGGAAUGCAUUUCACCUAUAGGGAGAAGUUUGCAACUAAACUAUUGGCUGACUUGACUUCUGUCUUCACAAACUAUUGUGACUAUUGGAUAAUUCUGUAAAAUUAUGAUCCAUUAGUGGUGGAUAAUUUACUAACAGACAAUAGGGCUAAAUUUGUCAAAUAACUCAUUUGCUAAAACUCACCCAUCUCUAAACAUGCCAUCUACGCUUUGAGGUAUACAUUGCAGCAUAAAAGAAUAUGUUUUUAAUCUCUAUGUGUUGGGAAACUUCAAGUACUCUUUAGUAUUUCAUUAAAUAACAUCUUGCUUAUGGAGAGCUCACCAUCAAAUGUUCCUUUUACCCACCAUCGGAAUUGAGCCUCUUCUUCUUAACAAAAAAAAAAAAAAAAAAGGAGUACUUGUGGCACCUUAGAGACUAACAAAUUUAUUUGAGCAUAAGCUUAGUUAGUCUCUAAGGUGCCACACGUACUCCUUUUCUUUUUGCGAAUACAGACUAACACGGCUGCUACUCUGGAACCUUAACAAACUAGCACAAGUGCUUUAUUCAGAGCUGGAGACAGCACUGUGUAAGGGUGACUACUUUUCUUUGGUUUGAUUGUUUUUGUUUAGUUUUCCAUUUUCCCAGUCUGAAAUUGUUUGACCACAUUUAAUUGCUAUUGCUAUCAAGCAAACCAGAAUUUUGAGCAGUCCUACCUCAUGAGCAUCCAC